This is a messenger RNA of Cuscuta epithymum, 2067 nucleotides long. The record is from the annotation of a GenBank genome assembly. NCBI's taxonomy places the organism in Eukaryota, Viridiplantae, Streptophyta, Magnoliopsida, Solanales, Convolvulaceae.
AGUUCCACAAUGUCCUCUUCUACAACCUCUUCUCAUGCCUCCUUAAUUUUUUCUCCUAGCCACGACCAGCCUCUUCUUAUUGGUACCACAUCUGCGGCCUGCACACUUCAAAACAAGACUAUCUCUGCUCCAUCUUUUCCUUCGGCCAGUCCUCCCCAUACCCCGCAGGCACAAAGCAGCUCUGCUGCUUCUGCCUCAGAUCACAGCCCAACCUCUGCCAUCCAUCACCAGACCGCAAACUCCGGCCCCUCUUCAUCCUGCAGCUCACCCGACAGCCCCCCAGGCUCUCCACAGUCAGUCUCUUCUUCGAAUGAGCCUACUUCCACAGUCACUAAGAGUCCUUCUCCCGUUGUGAAUAUUCGUCCUAUGCAAGUCCAGAAUUUUUAAACCCAAAACAAUUUUUACCUUAAGCACAGUUGUUCACACACCUGAUCCCACAUAUUUUUCUGUUGCAAAUAAACAUCUUGAGUGGAGAGCUGCUAUGGCAGAAGAAUUUAAUGCCCUUAUCUCUAAUCAUACUUGGGAUUUAAUUCCAUUUGAUGCCAAUAAGAAUGUGGUUAGGUCUAAAUGGAUUUAUAAGACUAAAUAUCUGGCUGAUGGGUCUGUUGAUAAUUAUAAAGCUCGCUUGGUUGCACAGGGGUUUAAUCAGCAGGCAGGUAUUGAUUUUACUGAGACUUUUAGCCCUGUUGUUAAACCUACUACUAUUCGGCUUGUUCUUACAUUAGCAGUGUCGUUUGGUUGGCCCAUACGUCAACUAGACGUCAAAAAUGUUUUUCUUCAUGGUCAUCUCACGAAGGAGGUAUAUAUGUGUCAGCCACCAGGUUUCGUUCAUCCCCAGUUCCCUCAUCAUUUGUGUCGACUUCGUAAAGCUAUUUAUGGUCUUAAACAGGCACCUCGUGCCCGGUUUCAUCGUUUUAGUAGCUUUCUCCUUUCUCAUGGUUUUGGGUGCAGCCGGUCAAAUAAUUCUUUAUUUAUUUUUCGACGUCAGUCUGAUAUUAUUUAUCUUCUUCUGUAUGUUGAUGAUAUUAUAGUUACACGCAAUUCCCCAAAUCUAGUCUCUCAUUUUUUAUCCCUUCUUGCUAAAUGUUUUGCCAUGAAGGAUUUGGGGGAUUUGCAUUUUUUUGGGCAUUCAUGCGACUCGGACUCCUUCUGGGGUUAUUUCUUUCCCAGCAUAAGUAUAUAUUUGAUCUACUUCUUCGUUUUCACUUCCAUACGUUGAAAUCUAUCCGCUCUCCUCUUCCGAGUCGCACCAAACUCUCCUUUACUGAUGGAGAGCUUCUUGCAGAUGCCACGGAGUACAGGAGUAUGGUAGGUGCAUUACAGUAUUUAACUUUGACUAGACCAAAUAUUACUUUUGUUGUACACUUGGUUUCUCAAUUUAUGCAUGCCCUCUCUGUACUUCACAUAUGUUGGUUGUUAAGCGUAUUUUCAGGUAUCUACAGGGCACUUCCACGCAUGGACUUCUCCUCCAGGCUUCUCGUGUUCGUCCAGCUCUUAUCUCUUAUUCAGACGCCGACUGGGCUGGCUGCCCUGACACUGGUCGUUCUACCUCAGGCUAUGUUAUUUUCCUAGGGCCUAAUCUGAUUUCUUGGCGUUCCAAGAAGCAGCCUACUGUUUCCAGAUUUUCCACUGAGGCUGAAUAUCGAGCCGUUGCAUGCAUUUACUGUUCAAGAUACUAUUCAUGUUCGCUCGGUGUUAUUUGAGUUGGGCUUUCCCGUUUGUGACCCGACUUUGCUUUACUGUGACAAUGUUUCAGCAUCAUAUCUCUCAGUUAAUCCGAUUCCUCAUGCUCGCAGUAAGCAUAUUAAUAUAGACUAUCAUUUUGUUCGUGAACGAGUGGCUCAUGGAGAUCUGCGUGUGAAAUAUGUUCCUACUCAGGCUCAGCAGGCAGAUAUUUUUACUAAGUGUUUAUCUCCUCAACGGUUUGUUCUUCUUCGUGACAAUCUGCGCAUUGUUUCCCCUGCACAGCUUGAGGGGGUGCAAUAGAGUAUAUUUUAUAUUUAUUUAUUAUUAGGGACUCCUAUUGUAAUUAUGACAUUUAUUCUACUCCGUAUUAUAUAUAUAUAU